AUGACUCAACACAACAUUCAGUACAAUUUUAGUAAUUCCUUUUAAAAGUCAAACUUAUGUUUUGCGGCUUUCUGAGCCCAAACGGAUGUAUUUUUAUUGGCAAUGUUAUUUUUCGAAGGAAACAAACGUGAAAUAACAAAAGUCAACGUUUCCAAGGAUUAUAUCCCGUCGUUUUUAGUUGUGGCAUAUAAUAUUAGAUUUAAAAAUAUUUUUUAAUCGUAUUUUUGUGCUUCGUUAUGACGUUUGAUUUUUAUAUCUGUUAGGUUUUUCAAAGCCCCAAACCUUUACAAUUUGCUCCAAAAAAGGCGCAGAAUUAUUUGAACAAUCUAAUACCUCUUUCUCUAUACCUACAUUUCGUAUACGAGAUCAUUGAAUAAUUUUUGGCAGCUAAAUACCUGCUACGCCACAAGACGUAUUUUACAAUCCAUCUUUUGCAGUUUCCACAAUUUAUUGUCGCGAGAAGUUGUCGAAUUCGCCGUCGCCGCGUUUAGCCGCGACUGAGGACUGGGAUUCGUCAGAAAACGGCAGUAAGUCCGGGGAGUCGAGUCGCUUCUACGACCAGUCAAACCUCAACAACAACGACCAUUUGUACAAAGAGGAGGAAGAGCUGAUUAACAUUGAGGACGUCGAGGAGUUGAAGGAUUCCGAGUGCUACGGUAAUCAGGAAAGGUAAGGGAUCUUAUCGUUUUGAGGUCUUGUAAGUACUGUUAUUGCAUCUUUUUUUUACUAUGUAAGCUGUUAUAAAGCUAGUAAACAUCACAAUAGUAAUUAAGCAUUAGAAAACAUCGUAUUUUACCUUUAAAAUUACAGUAAACUUCUGAAAUCUAAAAAUUUCAGCACAGAAGACGAGAAGUGGGAGCAGACCUUCCAGACAGUCAAGUCGGUAGUCCAAGACCCAGCCUACCUUCGCAUUCAUCGGCGACGCCAACUCGAUAUCGCAGCGAAACGUCGGCGACAAGCUGUUGAAAGUGAAGAAGAGCGUCUACAACGACUUCAACGUGAAGCCGAAGCCAAACGGAAGCGAAGAUUGAACGAGAGUCCGGAGAAGCGACAAAGACGUCUGGCUUUGCACGCUGAACGCAUGCGCAAGGCACGCAGGAUGAACAAGGAAGGUGGUGGUGCUGAGCCACGUGGUACCGUUGUAAGGCAGUAUAUCAACAACACUUACACUACUUACACACAACCGGGUGGGUAGUCUUUGCCAAUGAUAAGCUAAUGAUAGAUCAGUAAAGUAGUUCAGUAAGAGCUAAGUAAGGCCUAUAUAGUACCAGCAUUGCUAGUACUGAAUUAAUUUAGUAUUAGCAUGACUACUACUGAACUAGUACUGAUACUGUACUAGCCUUACUUAUACAAUAAUCACCCCACUGUUACAGUACCAAGUCAAUCUACUAAAAACCUAUAAUAAUAUAACCUUUCAGACCCAGAUGAACCCAAUCAAGUAUCAUAUCAACCGGAACGAGUACAACUCGUCAGUAUGCCUCAGCAUCAGCAAUAUCACACACAACCCGUGAACCAAGGCUAUCGUGGACCAAAUCAACAACCCACUGUAAUUACCGUACCUCUACCACAACAAACAAUGGGUAAUGGACCCGUCACAAUUCAUGUCACAUUACCUGAGAACCUUCAAGGUGGACAACAACAAGUCUUACAGGUAUGAUAGUUUCAAGCAAUCUUAAGGCCAUUUUUUAAAACUAGUUACAGUGUAACACAUUUAAUCCAUCAAAAAUUACAGUAAAAUCUUUUCAGCUCCCCCAACAAAUCCUAAUCCCAGCCCAAACCGGCCAGCCCAAUCAGUUCGUCCUAGCCAACGACCAAGGCUACAACAACAACCAACCAAUGCAUGUCAUUCGAAUCCAAACCCAGCCUCAGGCCACUCAACAGCCAUCCCAUAUUAUCAUUCAAGGACAACAAGGACCAGUACCUAGCACCAGUACUGCUCCUCGUCCAAUGCCCACAACUAGCGCUCUGCCCGCCCCCAGUACUAGUACAGGGCCACCAGUGGAACGAGUGGUACCACCCCGAUUCAAGAAUUUGACCGAUGAACAAAUAGCCAGACGAAGAAAGGCGAAUGCUGAACGAUCGAGGAGGAGAAGAGCUAUGGAGACACCAGAACAGAGAGCUGAGAGAAACAGAAGAACGGCCGAGAGAAUGAGGCAGAGGAGAGCCAAGAUCGCCGAAGCUAAAGGUAAGUACUAUAACAAAUGUCUUAAAACAGUAACAAAAUUCUAAAUAAUUACCAUUAGCAACAAUAUAAAAGCUCUAUAUCACAUUACUGUAGUUAUUAAAAAAAAUUGACACAAAAAAGAAAGACAUCAAGAAACUGAUUUCAAUAUAAGGAAAGAUAUUCAAGAAAAGCACAAAUAACAAUAUAAUCUCUGAUUUUAGUGCCACCUCCCCCACCAAAAAUAAAAACCUUAUCUGCGGAUCGAUUUGAAGAGAUCUACCGUAGUGUAAUAGGUCAGACUUCUGAACCAAAAGAAGAAGAUGAAGAUAAAAACCACAAACUCGAUCACAACAUCCCAGAUCCUAAACAAAACCCCGGGCAAGGAUACCAUCCAUACACAACAACACAAAGUGUCAUGAAUGGUCAUAUGAUUGUUAACCAAGUAAGUUUUCACAACUAUAUAUUGUAAAACCAUGAUAACAUAAGAUGUUCUGUAACAUAAUAUUACAUAUACAUCUUUUAUGACAGUCUUAGUAAACUUUUGAACGUUUCAGCAACCAGAACUCACACAUACUUAA
Bursaphelenchus okinawaensis is the source of this 2742-nucleotide messenger RNA. The record is from the annotation of a GenBank genome assembly. Lineage: Eukaryota; Metazoa; Nematoda; Chromadorea; Rhabditida; Aphelenchoididae.